Messenger RNA from Halichondria panicea, 1770 nucleotides. RefSeq names its product probable serine/threonine-protein kinase kinY. The record is from RefSeq and is a predicted model, not a curated record. Lineage: Eukaryota; Metazoa; Porifera; Demospongiae; Suberitida; Halichondriidae. Gene Ontology annotation, molecular function: ATP binding; protein tyrosine kinase activity. Gene Ontology annotation, biological process: protein phosphorylation. The transcript has 5 exons. The coding region runs from base 165 to 1448 and encodes 427 amino acids.
UAUACGUACAUAGGGUGUGUAUGGAAUGUCUGUGGUGAGGUGCUUCCAAGAAUACCAACUAUAGCUACAUGCAGUAAAAGCAUCAUUCUACAUGUAGAAACUCGCAUGUGAUAGUCAAAUAAUAAUAUAGUUCCUGCAAUCUUUCAUCUCUACACUAGCACAAAAUGUCAGGUGUUCAAAAGAUAAAUGAUGAACUUUUCAUUGAUUUCAAUGAAGCUAUCGGUUCUGGAGCCUAUGGAAUGGUUUACAAAGGAACGUACAAGAAUGAGGUGUGUGCUGUAAAGAUGUUGCACCAUGUUGCCACACCAAUGAAGGCCAACUUUCCUGUUGGUCCAGGACAGCAAAAUGCAAUUCGUGCAUUUGGUCGUGAAAGCAUUGUUCUGGAAUCGUUUGAGCAUCCAAAUGUACUUCAACACUUGGCAACAACUGAGCAUUCAUCAGGAAAUAUCAUGUUAGUAACAGAGCUGAUGGAUUGCAACUUGAGCACUUAUCUCUCUACACAUGAUCACUCGAGCUCCCUCACAAGUCAGUGUGAGAUUAGCCUCUCAAAGGACCUGGCUUCUGGUCUUGCCUACAUCCACAGCAGGAAUAUCAUUCACCGCGAUCUUUGUGGCGUUAAUGUCUUGUUAAAGCAAAGUCAACCCUUUCCCAUAGCUAAGAUCUCUGACUUUGGAAUGUCCAAACUACUCGAUCCUUUAAAAUUCAACACCACUAUUGGUCAUCGCAUGGGUUACCUACCUCGUGAAGCACUUCACGAGGAAAAGGAAGAUUAUGAUCAAAGUCUAGACGUGUUCUCUUGUGGAGUGAUCAUGAUACAGAUUGCUCUCAGACUGGAAAACGUCAAUUCUGGAAGGGAGCGAUCAUCAUAUUUUGAAGAAAUUAAAGCCGGCUUGCACCCUCUUAAGCCACACGUUAUGGCCUGCUUGCAGGAAGAUAAGAAAAGGAGGCCAUCAGCCACUUUUGUUCGAGGACAAUUGGAGAAACAUCUGAUGCACGGAGAUGCUUACGUAAUGGACUAUGACUAUUAUGCUACACUUGGAGAAGAACACCCAUCAUAUUUUUCGAUGCUUUCUCUUUCAGGAUCACCCGCUAAUCGAGUCACUCUCCAAGAACUAACGAGGCGAUACAAUCUGACUGACAAGCAACUCAAUAGUAAAAUAGAGAACUCUGAUACUUCCAUACUGGCCUUAUAUUUUGAUGAUGUGAGCAUCUAUUCGAGUGCCAUGGGACUAGCUCCUGCUGAACAAGCCGAUAUGAAUAGGUUGUACCAUAGCGAAGGAACUCAAACAGCCAUGAUGAAGUGCCUGCGAGUCUGGAAACAACAUGAUCCUUUACGAGCAACUUACAGAGGUCUACUGGAUAUUGUACUGAUAUUGGGGAAAGGAGACACAGCUGAUAAAAUCUGUCAGCUGUUAAAAUCUGUCAGCAAUUAUCGUACACUGGACUGAUGAAGUGAUUACACAUGCAGUGUGUCGGGUUGUACAAGCACUGAUUAUGAUAGAUAUAGUGAUGUGUAUAUAAUUGUGUGCUAUCAGGAGUAUACAUGAAUAUUCAUGUACUCCUGGUGCUAUAGUUGACUGUAAAAUAGCUACUGAUUAGAUAACCGACUAGUCAGUAGAGAUAUUGCAUGAUGAACAUGUAUUAUUUUAUUUUUGCCUGUAAAAUAGAUUUUGUCACAAAGGUUAUAAUUAUCAAGGGCGUAUACGCCCUUGUAAUUUAUGUAUGUAAUAAUAAUAGCAAAUGACCACAGUUGUACAUAUAAUAAUUAUU